This is a messenger RNA of Porites evermanni, 11512 nucleotides long. NCBI's taxonomy places the organism in Eukaryota, Metazoa, Cnidaria, Anthozoa, Scleractinia, Poritidae. The record is from the annotation of a GenBank genome assembly.
AUUGACAGGUUUGUCCGUGUUGUGUAUGUGAAGUGUGCUGAUAGUGAUGGAUCAUUUGACGCUCCUGCCGAUGUCCCCUGUGAUGUUAAUUGUGCGGUCAAAAAGCUCUCUUUUAACGCCCAACUUCUUCAGACUUUUACAGCAGAAAAUUUAUAUCAACAUGGCUUAGGACACAAAACAUUCCGGAUAGAGGAAGAUGAAUCUUGUUCUCCUAAGGUUCAUAUAUUUACUAGCAAGUUGACUUCAGCAGAGGCUUUAAGCAUGACUGGAGAUCAACUGUACAACACUUUCUUUAAAGGUAAGCAUAUUGUUUAAUUUUUUUGUCUCUCUUCUCUUCUUUUCCUCUUAACCCAUUCACUCCUGGAGAUUUUGCCGAAAAACGCGUUUUGAAGCUAGUCGAGUGGUUUUCUGGUCACUGUCGUGCUAUAAAGAGCUAAAACUUACCACAAACCGGUUUACAGGUCGUACACUUGGCGGCCUUCUGAUCCAGAUGCAAAAUAUCAGCUUGCGAAGUUCGGGCAUGCGCAGAAAGCAAAAUUUCGACAUAGUUUUUGGGUUUAAAAGUGACACAGCAGUCUUGACUUUUACUUUUCGCUUUCUCACCUCCCUUGUUUUUACGCUUUUCUUGCCUCACUUUUUUUUUCUCUUGCUGGGCAUUUAGUAGGCUUCAUUUUGGUGGGAAGAGUUUUUAGGAAAGCUUUUAGGAUCUUAGGAUUAGGUGAAAGGAAAGGUAGGUGGGUAAUGGAACAAGAUUUUCAUGGAGAUUUUCAGGUCCUUGUCACGUGGUUUUUUGCUUCUUUCUCCGGUGUCCUUGACUGAAUUGUGGUCAUUCUGGUAUGGUUUGAAAGAUCUCUUCACUCUGCACAAGUUACCGAAGAAAGUUGUCCUUGACCGUUAAAACUGAUGACGUCACAAAGGGUAGAAAGGACCUGGAUCCGCACGGGCGGUUACGGGCGGUUCAGGGGCGAAUGGGUUAAUCAAAAAACCUAAAAAUGGCCUUUUACCAACUUUUUCACCUGAUUUUACUUGAAAUAGACAGAUUUGGUUGUUUUAUGCUGAAAAGUGGAUUUUUUUCAAAAAGCUUGGUACUUUUCUUAACCCAUUCGCUCCUGGAGAUUUUGCCGAAAAACGCGUUUUGAAGCUAGUCGAGUGGUUUUCUGGUCACUGUCGUGCUAUAAAGAGCUAAAACUUACCACAAACCGGUCUACAGGUCGUACACUUGGCGGCCUUCUGAUCCAGAUGCAAAAUAUCAGCUUGCGAAGUUCGGGCAUGCGCAGAAAGCAAAAUUUCGACAUAGUUUUUGGGUUUAAAAGUGACACAGCAGUCUUGACUUUUACUUUUCGCUUUCUCUCCUCCCUUCUUUUUACGCUUUUCUUGCCUCACUUUUUUUUUCUCUUGCUGGGCAUUUAGUAGGCUUCAUUUUGGUGGGAAGAGUUUUUAGGAAAGCUUUUAGGAUCUUAGGAUUAGGUGAAAGGAAAGGUAGGUGGGUAAUGGAACAAGAUUUUCAUGGAGAUUUUCAGGUCCUUGUCAGGUGGUUUUUUGCUUCUUUCUCCGGUGUCCUUGACUGAAUUGUGCUCAUUCUGGUAUGGUAUGAAAGAUCUCUUCACUUUGCACAAGUUAGCGAAGAAAGUUGUCCUUGACCGUUAAAACUGAUGACGUCACAAAGGGUAGAAAGGACCUGGAUCCGCACGGGCGGUUACGGGCGGUUCAGGGGUGAAUGGGUUAAUUAUUACCUAAUCAACUGAGGGGUUACACAAUUAUUAUUACUGAUAAACCAGUAGUUUCCAUUGUGGCCGAAAGGUUAAGAAUCCCAAAUGACUGGAGGCAAACCAGUUGGCUAUUUACAGAGGGUGGUAAAGGGGGGUAUUGAUCAUGUUUCAUGGAAAAUAAAAUGGCCAUUUCACAUUUCGUGGGCAAUAAAUUUGGCAUUUCACGUCUUAAAAGGUUUUUAUACGAUCAAUUUUUCUUACUUCGGUUAAGAACUACAGCCAAAGGACUGCCUUGUUCGAUGUCCUCACCAUUCUCCCGCUUCUUGUUCUUGGUGCUGUGAAAAGGAAACUGAGGUCUUUGUUUAGAAGUUGAUGCACGGCACCAUCUUCUUCUAAAACAGACUCAUUGUCAUCAGAGGAUUUGUCAUCGUAUUCAGAGAGCUGGUCUGCUUCAAUCAAACAGUUGAAGUUAUAAUUUCUCUCAAAAAAUUAAAAAUAAUAUGAAAGAAAAUCACAGUUCAUGGUGAAUUAAACAGCUGAUUCUUGUUUCCUAGAUAAUUAUUAUCAAAAAUCAUUGCUCACAGCAAUUACCUAAAUCACGUUUCACAAGGAAUAGAUCAAAAGCUAAUUUCACAGUUCACGAAAAUACCCUUUACCACCUACUUUACAAGCAUGGCUGAGGGGUUGAACUCAGGACUACCAAGGACAAAUAGCAGAUAGGGCGGGAAUUGAACCUGGGGUCUCCAGAUUACAAUUACGACUCUCUCUAACCACUCAGCCAUCCAGCCUCCAACGGAUCAACUAUAUGAUAUAGUCGGUGACAACAAAGGUAUGCAGAAACGAAAUCAUUCACCUUUAAUCACCAUACUCCCCCCAAAAAUUUCCAGUGACCUGUCAUAAUUCUUUAUAGCAUCAUUUGUUUCUUUCUUUGAGUCAUCCCUUUAUGAAUUCCACUGGCAAAUGCUUUGCUCAGAAGUGUAAUGCUAUUAGGGCCUGGAAUCCAGUCUUUUGAGAGUACUGUUGUAUGCUCUUAGGAGACUGCACUCUAACCUCUGGAAGUUUGUGUACUAAUUUUAACCACAAGUUGUUUUCUGGAUUUAAACCCUUAUUUUUUAGAGGAUGGGGUCUAUAACUGUGACAAGCCCUACAAACUAAAAUAUAUACUUUCAGCAAAAACACCACUUGAGAGAGUUUAUACAUAUCAAAAUAUCCAGUCCAUCCAUUGAUAUGUCUAGACCAUUUACAGCUCCAUGUUAAUCUCAGGCAAAUCUCAACUUACAUUGAAAAAGACGCAAUGAAAACCCCUGUAAGUCAAUUAAGAAACUAAAUAAAUUAAUAUUUUGAAUAAUUUGGCCCCUUUUUCCUAUUUCCUUCCCUUGAGUAAUUAUCAUGGGGGCAUCUAUUAGACAGGUGCUGCUCAUUAGAAAGGUGCAUCAUAAUACAAACUUAACAUCAUAGAGUGUAGGAUAGGGGUUUAUUAGACAAGAGCCAUUUAUUUAAGAGGGCUUGUCAAUUAGAUCAUUUACAGCAUUAUGAUUAUGGGAUUUCUGUCUUUGUUUUCAGAACUCAAGUGCUCAAAUCUUUAUGAUCCAAUGUGUAAGUUCUGGACUUUUAUGUCCUGCACCCAUUAUGACCCACCUCCUUCAGAUCAGUUUGAUGAGAAACUCUUUACAAAAUAUGUCAAGGCCCACACUGCCCUCGGAGGAGGGAUAGAACGUAACAAACCUUGUCCUCCCGACGUGUGGACCCGAAGUUCACAACUUCUCAACCACGGAACAAAAUGACUACGUUCUGAGUAAUUGUUUGACCUUGAGAAACUACUGUCACCUCCAAGGUAGAUUAAACAAAGAUGAAUGUAAACCUUUAUUUGUUCAGUUUAAACUCAGUAAUAAUAUUAAAAAUAAAUGUGGACUUUGAGUCUAAAUUAUUUGAGUAACCCUUUUCCUUCUCGAGACAUUUUGGCUAGUGUUAAAGCCUUUGUCAGUUGAAAUAGUGAGAAUUAUUGCAUUUAAUUUAAAAAGGCUAGCGUGGUGAAAAAAUUCCUUUAUUGUUGUCAACCUAUGUGGCAUAAUCUUCUUAGGUCUUGAAAAACUUGUCAAUGAUUUAGUUUGAAAGUGAGUUGCUUGGACUCUUGUCCAUUGGAUAAGUCAGCUUUCAAAGUUACCUGCACAGCAUGAAAAUAUCACGGUAGACUGGACUACCGGACAGGACCUUUUCAUGCCCUACCUUUUUUCCUACUUUGUGAUCAGAGGUUUAUUUAUUUAUUGUCCAAGUACUUGCUUUCCAUCUAUACAAUGAUUCUUUCUCUCUUGCAUGGCUUUUAGCAUUAAUUAACAAAGUCGCUCGCGUCCCUCGUGAGUCAUGUAGUUGGUUUGUUUUACACACCCCAGAGCAUAUAAAACAAACCAACUACGCGACUGACCAGCGACACAAAUGACUUCCUAAACAAUUACAGCCAUGCAAGAGAGAAGCCUCUGUUCACAGGGCAUUUGUUCCAAGAUUUACAUUAAUUUUUACUAAAUGGAAUUUCUAGCUUUUGACUCAAUGUUGUCUUGGACAAAAUCUUUAUUUUGAUCAUUAAAAAUUUCAUAAUAUUAAUGUAACCCCAUAACUACAUUAUUUAUAAUCUGUACAGUGGUUUUAACUUUAGAUUCUGUGGAUGAAAUCCCAAUGUUGUUAUUAUUCUAGUAUCUAUGAAACCUCUUCAGCCCAGUGACUGUGUAGUUCUAACUAUUGAGUUAGUUGAUGGACUUCUUUGGUGUGACCAAUCAAAUAAAAGAAAGAAAGCCCCACGGCCCUCACAAACAAGGGAUAUAAUAAUUAUAGAGAGAUCCUGGAAAAUAAUGUGGUCCUUCACCAUGUAAUUUGACUGUUUGUUUAUAUUACAGGUCAAAAUAUAAUAUUCAGGUUGAGUAAUGUUUUACCUAGAGGUUGAUUUUCAAUUUCCGUUUUCUGCUAGCCCUAAUUCAUAAAUGAUUAGAGCAACAAAAGAAAUAGAAAAUUAAUUUUAUUUUGACAUAUAACAUAUACAUGUAUAGAAAUCCUUUUCAAUGGUACUCUUACUUGUUGCCACUAUUUUCCCAUCAUUUGGAAGUGUGGUUUUCUUCCCUCUUGGGAGCAAAAGAUUUUUCUUAUAAAAAGCUUUUUCGUUUUGUUUCAGGGGCACUUACUGGGCAAACUACGCCACUGGUCUUGGAGCUUCAAUGCAUGAACUCGGUCACUGCUUUGAUCUGGCACACACUCCUAAAGGCAUUAUGGGUAGGGGAUUUGAUGACAUGAACUGUGUAUGGACCAUGUGGAGAAAACCCAGUUCAUUAGAAAAGGAUCUGAUAGCUGAAUCUGUGAAGCCAGGUUAGGUGCUAGAGAAUGAUUGAUAGUAGAAACAGUUGAACUUUUACAAAGCAGACAACUGUGGGACUGUAGCUAGGGUGUGCUUGAUGGACUGUUAAACAUUUUUAAAUGUAGGUUCAUUUUAAAGAAAAAUGGGGGGACAAAUUUGGACUCACUGAAGCUCACAUCCUCUCAAAAGUGGUUGUCUGCCUAGCAUAGAGACAGCAGGUGUUAUCAUACCAGGAAGUACAAUGACUGAUGAUUUUGUAAUGCAAGUGUCGAUAGCCGAAUUUAAGAUUUGCGGGCAUAUUAAGGUAGAAUAUUCCAUGCAAUAGAAUAUUACAAUUCGUUUAAAAUCUGUAGUAAUCUUUUAGGGAAGAGGCGCAGUAUUUGAUACUGUGAAAUACAAUUCCAAGGAGAACUCAUUAUACAGAUAUGCCAGAAAUCAUGGCACUCACACUUUCCUGCCCAACCAUUUAGUCAGUUCUGUGAUCAUUUUGUAAGAAAAAAAGUGACCUAGCCCCCUAAACUCAGUAACUGUUUGUGCUUUCAAUUAUAGAGGAACAUGCCUGUCAUCUUGCACUUUUCUUCCUGACUUCAAGUGAAAAACAUACUUCUCAUAUGACGUGUGAGCCAUUAUACCAUACCCUCCAAAUAUGGUAACUGUACGCGUCUGCUCAAAAUUAAAAACAAGCUGAAAAUCGGUUGUAUAUACAAAUAAAGUCAGGAAGAAUUCCCACUAUUUUGGGGCGUUUUUAAUAAAACAGUUGUUGGAUAUGAGUUGAUUUUAGCCAACUCGGCACUACACGCCUCGUUGGCCAUGUACCAUCUCGUAAUCCAACGCCCACCUGUGGAAUAAUGUUGUUAGAUAUCCUUUUCUCCUUUGUCACAGUAGACCCAGAAAAAUCUACCAACAGAGCUGUAGCAACUUCAGCUCGUGUGUCAACCACAGGCUACUCAGCUGCUGAAGCACUUGUAUCCCGAUCACAAGAUAGGAGUGUGUCCGUUGAAAACACCAACGUUGCCACACCUAGUGAUUGGACCCAUGGAGCCCACUGGUAUAGAUCCUCUGCUGUUCUGCUUUCUUAUCAUAAGUGAGUUUCUUCUGUUAGCACAACUUUUAUACUGUGUAGAUAUAAGUUAGUUUUCAGUUGAAAUAGGUUACUAUGAUCAAACCUCUAUUAAGCGGUCACCCCUGGGAAUUAGCCACCAGAUGACUGCGUAAAAAAAUUUUCUAAAUUAACCCCAUUAUGUUGCAGAAAUUGACAUAGAGGGCAAAAUUGAACACUCUAUUCACAGUCUUUAUUUUGUUCACAACAACAGUAACAACAUUUAUGAUAAAAGUACAGUUGAACCUCUCUACAAUGGCCACUGUGGGGACAGAAGAAAGUGGCCGUUGUAAAGAGGUGGCUGUUUUAGAGAGGUUUCAAACAAGAGUCGAUGUAUGGAUUUUUUCUCCUCUGGGACGAAAAAAAGUCGCUGUCGUAAAGAGGUGGCCUUAGCGAAGGUUCAAGUGUAUUUGGAUAUUUUAAAGAGUUCACGCCUAAACAAAUUUUACAUUAAUGUUCAUCAGGCAAGUGUCUUUACAAUCAAGCACAUCAUCAACAAUUUUAAAACCUCAUUCAACAUGAAGAGAGAGAUGUGUAUUUAACAGCCCAGAUUAUAAUCUUAUGUUGCAUGUGAUGAGUUAUGAAAGAAACUGGACAUGCUUUGCUUAUCUUUGUGUCAAAAAAUGUGCCAUUUAUUGAUUGUUGUGUAGCAAGCUGACUGUUUAGCACAGGUAAAUCACAAUAAAAUUAGCCAUUUGGGAGAUCCAAAUGGUGACCACAUCCGCUUUAUACAAGUGACCGUUGAAUAGAGGUUAAAUUAAUUUAAAGGAAUUAUGGGAAGCAAAUUUCAAGAAAUUGAUAGGCGACCGCUUAAUAGAGGUUUGACUUUACAAUCUUACACCUAACUACUAUCAACUGCCUUUACCAGCCCUUUAUCACCACUUCUAUUCUCUCCAUGGGCACCUCUAUGUAAAGAAGGACACCUCCUAAAAUGGUCUCUUUGAGUUUCACUAGCCAGGAAGGUUUCAGAAACUUCUAUUUUUGCCUUGGAAACAAACUUGCUAUGUUUUUUUUAGCAGUAUUGUAUGCAUCUUUUAUGAUCAUCUAUUAGCAAACGGGAACAAGGGUGGCCCAGUGGUGAGAGGACUUGUCUCCCAUUAGUAUGGGGCCUGGGUUCAAGUCGUGGUGUCUACACCACAUGUGGUUUGAGUUUGUUGUUGGUGCUCUCCUUUGCUCCGAGGGGUUUUUCUCCAGGUCCUCCAGUUUUCUCUUCUCCUCAAAAACCAACAUUUCCAAAUUCCGAUUUGACCAGGAAUGGUAGAUAAAGAACCACUUUUAAUUGUGGAUGCACAGCGUACUACCUCUAAAUCAUUAUUUAUUUUUUUUAUUUUAUUUAUAUAAUUAAACAGCUUUUCCUGAGAAGUUUAUGGCAUCAUUUUGUUAUUAAAUCCCUUUUGCUGAUCAUCCUCACUAUGACAAACAGUAAUUCCCAGUCCUUAUUGGUGCAGUCUCUCUCAAAGACAGUUGACUACUCGUAUAUGACUAAAGUUUCUUUGAUUCAUAGAUGGUUAUCCAAUUCCAGUCCUGAAGGAGAUGAUGAAAGUGUCUUUAACAAUCCCUUAGUGCACUGGUGUCACAAUGUUUGUGGUCCUGUUGGUAACAGUGGUGGCUGCCAUCAGAAGAAUCAGCAGUCAUUCAACAGUGUCAAGUGGCUAGAGUCCCAGGGGGCAGCCCUAGGGGGCUUUAUUAUCCACACUGGGGAAUAUGUUAACUGCAUACAGAUCAUAGGAAAUCAAGAACAAUCUGGUAUGCCUUUCAAUAUCUAUUUAAUGAUUUUGUGAAGCUUGAUUGUCUGGGUGGGCGUAGUCCUGAAAAGGACUGUUGUCAUUGACAAGUCAAGUCAAGUCAAGUCAAGUCAAGUCAAUUUUUAUUUAAACUCACACAGAAUAAUUAUAAUUAAUACAAAUUAGUGCUUUAGAUAUAAAAUCGAGAGACUGUGAAGGGAAAGGGGAUUUCAAUUGUAGGUUUAUUGUGCAGAGUUUGGGACAACUAAAUAGUUUGUGGAACUAACUGAGUAGGUAACCCAAACAAGAAUAUGAGUAGAAGGAAUGUAGAUACUGACAUUUUGACAACCUGUGCGGUAGUCAUCUUCAGAGUCAAACUGUGUUGUAUCUCGUCAGUUGAUGGUAUUAUACUCUGGUUAUUCACCUGAUUGGUCAAUUAAGUCGUGAUGUUUGGUUGUCUGUCAGUUAAGCCGUGAUGUUACUGGCUAUGAUGACUCUGAAUGUAUUGGUGUGUUUUGAUCCAUCUUUUGUCCCAGUUUAACAGUAAUUUCUUGAUAGUCGCAUUGUUGGUUGUCUAGUAAUUCUGUUGUUGUAAAUUUUGUUGAGUCCGUCAAUUAGUCGUCUUAAAUUGGUGUUCAGCAAUGUGAUUGUUGACCUCCCCAUUUUGUCGCUCGUUUGUAUUCAGUCAGUAGCGUGCUAAGGCUUUUGCCGGUCUCAACAUUGUAAGUGGCCUGGUCCUGUAUAAUACUCCGUAUCUGUCCUGUGUCACUGGACAUUCAGAGUCAUCAUAACCAGUAACAUCACGGCUUAACCGACAGACGACCAAUAAUGUCGUGACUUAAUUGAUCAAUCAGGUCAAUAACCGAGAGUUUUAUACCAUCAACUGACGUGAUGCAACUAACUUUGACUCUGAAGAUGACUACCGCACAGUUCGCCGAAACGUCAGUCAUUGUCAACAACAACCGGAAGAUAUUGAAGAAAUCUUAGCAACAACGCUAUUAUUCCAUUUUAUAAUAGAACUACGCCAUGGAUUUUCACUAUAAUGUAACAAUUCACAAACACAUCUGUAGUCCUGGCUAUUCUACCAAAUGGCAGCCAUUCCUUUUAGCAGGGUUGGGAGGGGGAGGUGAAAGUGGGUGGAAAACUUUCUUGACUUAUGGACACAUGUUAAAUAUCAAUCCUAAGUGUUUUGAAACAAUAACCUAACAUUUGUAGGAACUCUCCUAGUCAUGCGAUUUAAAUUGUACUUAGCAGAUGAUAUUAAGGAGGACUAUGAUCAACUGCCUAGUUCCCCAGAACUAAACUUUAAAACAGAUUUCCUUUGAAAUCUCCCUAAAGUUUCUUUCCAUCUAAAAAUGCAUCCGUUAGGGUGGAGUCCUUGGGAGUGCUUGAUGGGUGAUUUUUUAAUGGUGAAGAAAAAUGAAGGAGGGACUGUUUGAAAUAGUGAAAAAAGGAAAAUUUAAGAUUUAAAGGUGACUGGAAAAUGUUGAAGUGAAUUAAUACCGCAAAGGCCAGAUAGUCCAUCACACACCGACCCCUUUAAGAGACUAACUUGUUUCUUGUAUACCAUUUCAACCCUUUUUAAUUACAAUUCGCACCCUUUUCGAGCAAAAGUUCAAUGAUCAUGACUGUUGGAUUUCAUUUUUUCUUGUCACUUAUUAGACUGCCAAGAGGUUUUGUCGGAUCCCCAUGGCACAGAUGGCGUAGGAAAGCGGUAUAUCUUCACCAUCAGUUCCCCGGAUGAAUACAUCACCGGGAUUGAUGUCAGAGCUGGAGGAUGGAUUGAUGCGAUUAGACUCCACACUAAUCAAAAGUCUAGUAUAUGGAUGGGAGGGGUGGGUGGUGAUGAAUACCACCUUAAGGCUCCCCCGGGGAGAAGUAUUCUAGGCAUCAUUGGUACAAGUGGAGAAUUUGUUGGAUCGCUUGGAGCACUUCUAAGCAGGUACUUGUGGCAAUACUUUAGACCUAAGUAGUCUCAUACUUACCCCGGGUGCUAAAGGCUUUUCAUGCGUGGUUUCCGGUUUCGUUCAAGUCUCAAACGUGUCGGCCUUUGGCCGACGAAGCGCCUCGUCGAUCGCACGCGAGAAAAAUCCUCUGGUACCCAGGGUACUUCAUACUUUUCUCAGGGAUGUUAAGAACCAACAUAGAAUAUUUGAGUGCGCAAGAAAAUAGCGGAUGGCUUUUUUCACGCGCGUUCACGUUUUUCGAUUAUUCCGUUAUCCCAGGUCUACUCGCGCAGUCUACAGAUACCCUAAAACGUCACUCAAUUUACCCCUAUUUUAAAUGUUUGCUAGUUUCGAGGAUUCAACUCUUGGUUUUCUUACUGUUCUUUAGUCAUUUUCUUUGAAUCUCAAUAAGACGUGUAUCUCUCAAACACGGACACUUAAAAAGAAGGGAUUGACCAUAAUCACAGGGGAAAAUCUGUAAAAAGGUGUAUUAGGUGAGGUUACACGGGACACUUUUCCCUUAAUAAGCGACCCUUUUACCAUGGGAAAUUGGUGUGGUGCGUGUGACCGGACUUUCUCGAGAUAAAUUUACUUUUUAAUAAAAAAACUAUUUUUAAAUCUCAAUAAGACGUGUAUCUCUCAAACACGGACACUUAAAAAGAAGGGAUUGACCAUAAUCACAGGGGAAAAUCUGUAAAAAGGUGUAUUAGGUGAGGUUACACGGGACACUUUUCCCUUAAUAAGCGACCCUUUUACCAUGGGAAAUUGGUGCGGUGCGUGUGACCGGACUUUCUCGAGAUAAAUUUACUUUUUAAUAAAAAAAAAAACUAUUUUUGAAUCUCAAUAAGAAGUGUAUCUCUCAAACACGGACACUUAAAAAGAAGGGAUUGACCAUAAUCACAGGGGAAAAUCUAUAAAAACUAUCAUUAGGUGCGGUUACACGGGACACUUUUCCCUUGGUAAACGACUCUUUUACUGUGGAAAGUUGGUGUGCUGCGUGUGACCGCACUUUCUCGAGAUAAAUUUACCGUGAAAAAAAAACCAUGAAUACGUCAAAAAGAAGAAAGAAACCGCCCAUGAUAUUUAACGUGGUAAAUAGCUAGGAUGUUUCGAUACCAAGGAGAGAAAGCCAAUCUGGAUUCUUCAUUAGACACCAACAUGAAAACACAAAUAAAAUGUCUUUAUUUUAACAAGUUUUUUUCGGACUGUUUCUGGAAAGAUCGAUGUUGACAUAUGGCAGAUUUCACGUAAAGAUGAAAGUAACAGGGAAUUAUUAAGGCAAGAUUUCAGCUGGUUUGUUGGGCUAGGAAUAUUGUUAAGAAUAGCUUUGCGUAGCUUUUAAGAAUUAUUUAGAGAGAUUUAAGUUUUGAAGACGUGCAUCGUAUUGAUUAUUUGGUUAAUUUUCCUGGGGAAAUUCCUUCGUUUUCAGUGAUUCUGACGUUGUAGCGACCAAAGAAGACGCCGAUGACAAACUUGUUGUUGACGCGCCAAACGGAAUAAGACUGAUUGAGCUAUGGAACAAGUCACACAGUGAAGUCUAUAAGCACUGGGAAUUCCUCCAGCCCAACCCACCAAUCACUUUUUCUCUCUCCAGGGGAGAGCUUAUGGACAAUGCCUCUACGCUGUUAGUCGAAGACGACAAGGGAAACAUUGGUCGUACAGGAUUCGUGUAUGAUUAUAGCGAUAUCCUUUGA